GCAUCUUUCAACAUCUUGGCUUUAUACUGCGUACAGGCAGUGGCAUCUCAGACCGUCUCACCGGCUGCCAUUGCUACGCAAUACUCCCUCACGACCAGUACCUCUCUUCCAUUUCCUACUGCGACUCUGACAUCCCAAGGUGCCCUGUCAUUUAUAACAUCGCAGUGGUCUCUCUCCAACGGCAACAUCUCUUGGGGACAGAGUGACCUUGCGUUCGUCAGCGACCCUUUCCCAAAUAAUCCCGUACCCGGCUCCACUAGCUCGAGUCCUGUCCUGCAGAUAACUUACCCGGCAGGAAGCUACUCAGGCGGCACUGGCGGGGUGCAGUGGUACACACAAUGGAAUACUUCUGAUGGGUCUACAUUUAACAGCAUGUUGUUGUCAUAUGAACUCGCAUUUGACUCGGAAUUCGACUGGUCGAAAGGUGGGAAGCUGCCAGGAUUGAGAGGCGGUCCAAACGCCACCAGCUGCUCAGGUGGUAGUCAACCAACGGGAAAUGAUUGCUUUAGCACUCGAUUAAUGUGGAGGAGAUGGGGCGCGGGUGAAGUGUAUGCGUACAUGCUGGAACCGAAUGAUCUGUGUUCGCAAGACAACAUCAUAUGUAAUUACGACUACGGGAUAAGUAUUGGCCGUGAAUCAGUUUAUUUCGCGACGGGACAGUGGAUGCGUAUAACUCUGCUCGUCCAAAUGAACGAUCCUCCCGAUGUUGCCAAUGGGAACGUCUGGAACUACUUCUUCGAUGGAUAUCCAACAAUAUCGCAACAAGGUUUGCAAUUCAGAAGCGGAAGUGCUGUCAACAUCGGCGGCUUAUAUUUCUCGACAUUUUUCGGCGGCUCAGACAAUACUUGGGCAACUUCAGAAACAGUGAACACUUAUUAUCGCAACUUCGAGUUGUAUGGUAGCUCAUUGCCAUCGAAUCUUACAGGGCAGAAAGUUAGUAGUGCCGUGGCGUGUCCUGUCAGUUUAACUCCCACUGUAAUCCUAACGGUCUUGGUUGUUUUCGCAUGGCAUCUCAGCUAUUAG
Pisolithus orientalis is the source of this 1023-nucleotide messenger RNA. RefSeq names its product polysaccharide lyase family 14 protein. The record is from RefSeq and is a predicted model, not a curated record. The transcript is spliced from 7 exons. The annotation marks the transcript as partial. NCBI's taxonomy places the organism in Eukaryota, Fungi, Basidiomycota, Agaricomycetes, Boletales, Pisolithaceae.